Molecule: messenger RNA, 644 nt
Organism: Drosophila pseudoobscura
Lineage: Eukaryota; Metazoa; Arthropoda; Insecta; Diptera; Drosophilidae
Product: lipopolysaccharide-induced tumor necrosis factor-alpha factor homolog
Exons: 2
Coding region: 67-498 (143 amino acids)
Molecular function (GO): zinc ion binding
Source: RefSeq, a predicted model, not a curated record
CGGUGCGUUCCAUUGCCUUGACGUUCACCGACGAGUCAUUUGUCCAUUCACACCCCGAAAAUCAAUAUGGAACCCGUUUAUCCAGCCGCUCCACUGGAGGCCUCGAAGGGUACAGGAGAAGCCCUCGCCGAGCACCAGCAGCUGCUGACACCGUCACCUCCGAGCUACGAUCAGGCCACAUCCUCUCCGGCACUCACUACAGGACCCGCAGCGACGCCAGCACCAACUGCAGCUCCGGCCCAGCAUACAGUGGUGGUGGUUCCUGGAUCAAUUUACGGCCCAGAGCCCAUGGACAUCCAGUGUCCCUACUGUCACAAUUACGCGCGCACCCGCGUCUCCUAUCGGCCCAACUCGCGCACCCAUCUGAUUGCCCUGAUUUUAUGCCUCUUCCAGCUUUACUGCUGUGUGUGCCUGCCGUACUGCAUUGGCAGUUGCAUGAACACUAACCACUACUGUGGCAUGUGCGACCACUAUCUUGGCAGCUACCAGCGCAAAUGAGGCGUAUGUGGGGAGGCCGGGUACUAUGAUCUGGGAUUGAGCUUUUGAUGGCCUUCUGUAUCUGUUUUGUCGCUCUUUUCAUGCUUCACAUUUAUAAAAUACUUAGAUAAUAAACUGUUGAUGGUCGUCAACCAGUGUUUACUGUA